Messenger RNA from Anopheles aquasalis, 1308 nucleotides. RefSeq names its product retinol-binding protein pinta-like. Gene Ontology annotation, cellular component: membrane. Gene Ontology annotation, molecular function: phosphatidylinositol bisphosphate binding. The record is from RefSeq and is a predicted model, not a curated record. Lineage: Eukaryota; Metazoa; Arthropoda; Insecta; Diptera; Culicidae.
UAAAUUAAUCGCAACCCAUGGACCGACCCAUAGCGGAUCGAUAACAAAAAGCCGUUUACCGGCAUCUCGAUCAUCGGUGCGGCCGCUACGAGUUCUAACUGAGGUAGCCAAGGGUGCCUCUCGGUGUGCGCGGUCUCAGCAGUACGGAACCCACCAUACCGCCGGGCGGUCGUUUGCCAAAUAGUGUGUCCGAUUGGAUCCGGUGCGCGUGUGUCUUUAGCUCGUUGGCGAGAACGAGCAGGAGCCGAAGGUCGCGGAAAAGGAAGAGAAUAGCUUAUCUUAGCAGCGUCGAUAAUGCCGAACAUAAGACCACUGUCGGCCGAACUGGCCAAGAAGGCCGCGGACGAGCUGUUCGAGAAACCGGAACGUCUGGACGAGGAUUUGGCGGCGCUGCGGACUUGGCUUGCCAAGUGCCCGCACAUCAAGUCCCGCACGGAUGACCAGUUCCUGACGAUGUUCCUGCGCGGCUCCAAACACAGCCUGGAGCGAGCGAAGGAAAAGCUGGACCUGUACUACACCAUCCGGACGGCACUGCCCGAGCUGAUGCGUAACCGGGAUCCGGAGGAACCAAAGAUACAGGAGCUGGUAAAGCUCGGCACUAUGAUACCGCUACCGAAUACGGUCACACCGGAUGGUCCUAGGAUUAUUCUAGUACGGCCGGGAACGUACGAUCCCACCAAGUACACCAUUCAGGAUGUGUUCCGCUACAACACCAUGAUGGCCGAUAUUAUGAUGAAGGAGGAUGACAAUCUGAUCGUUGCCGGACAGAUGGGAAUUCUGGAUCUUUCCGGCGCAACCAUGGCGCACUUCCUGCAGUUUAGUCCGUCUUUCGUGAAGAAGGCCACCAUGUGGAGUCAGGAGGGUUCUCCACUGCGUCAGAAGGGUUUCCACUACGUCAACACACCGAGCGGCUUCGAGCUGGUGUACAACAUGUUCAAGAACUUCCUGAACGAGAAGAACCGUUCGCGGUUGCAUGUGCACGGCAAUAAUCUAGAUUCGCUGUACGAGCACAUUCCGAAGAGCAUGCUGCCGACUGAGUACGGUGGAGAUGCCGGUCCAAUCCAGGACAUCGUGGACGCAUGGGCCAAGAAGGUACUCAGCCACAAGGAGUACUUCAAGGAGGAGGACAACUAUGGUACGGAUGAGAAGAAGCGACCGGGGCGACCAAAGAGUGCCGAUACUCUGUUCGGACUGGAAGGUUCCUUCCGUAAGCUGGAGGUCGAUUGAGCUGGCCAGAACCACCGAAGCCAACGAUGGGAAAUAGACAAUGAAAGUUCAAAUAAAGCCACACACGGGUGCAAUGGGUCA